Molecule: messenger RNA, 742 nt
Organism: Thamnophis elegans (Western terrestrial garter snake)
Lineage: Eukaryota; Metazoa; Chordata; Lepidosauria; Squamata; Natricidae
Product: IgGFc-binding protein-like
Exons: 3
Coding region: 21-731 (236 amino acids)
Source: RefSeq, a predicted model, not a curated record
AUGAAUCUCAGUGUGUAACCAUGAAGCAAUGUGGCUGCACAUAUCGCGGAGCCUACCUCAAGAUCGGCGAGCACAUUUACUCGAAAGGCUGCACAAAAAAAUGCACCUGCCAGUCAGCAGGCCACCUCCAGUGCAACGAAAGCAGCUGCCAGCUUGGAGAGACCUGUGCCCUUCGGGAAGGCAUGCGUCGCUGCGUGACGCUGGAAACUCAAUGCCAACUCACUGCCCAAGCACGUUUCACUUCUUUCGAUGGUGUCACAGGGAGAUAUUCCUGCAGUGGAGUCUACGAAAUAGCUUCUCUUUGUGACAAGAACUCUACCUCCUGGUUCAGGCUGUUAGUGAGCGUUGGAAAAGUGUAUACGAAGGAGAUGGUGGUUGGAAAAUCUGUCUUCUUUUACUUUCGAGGUGGCUUCAUUCAGAUAAUAAACCGAGAAAGGUUUUGGGUAAACGGUCAGAAUAUAAAGCUGCCAUAUGAGAACAGCCCUGUAUCCAUGAGGAAAAUUCAAGAUAAAAUUGUUAUUGACCAUGAUUCUGAAGUGCAAAUUUAUCUCCAUCCUGAUGGGAUGGUGACAAUGGCAGCCAAGGAGAGCCUCAGAGGGAAGCUGUGUGCCGCCUGUGGAAACUUCAACAAGGACCAUUUGGAUGACUUGAAGCUGGCCAGUGGAGAGAGAACAAAUAAUUUUGAUGAAGUACUCAAGUCCUGGGAGGCGGAAGAUUUUCUUGAAAAUUGAUUCUAGACUGU